Messenger RNA from Petromyzon marinus (sea lamprey), 8665 nucleotides. RefSeq lists its product as uncharacterized. Gene Ontology annotation, biological process: cell-matrix adhesion. Gene Ontology annotation, cellular component: cell surface. The record is from RefSeq and is a predicted model, not a curated record. NCBI's taxonomy places the organism in Eukaryota, Metazoa, Chordata, Hyperoartia, Petromyzontiformes, Petromyzontidae.
UGCUUGGCGACCUCAUCACCCACCCUCCUUUAUUUGUACCUUCCAGAUCACCCAUCGUCUCAUUCGCCGCCCGAACAUACACGCCAAAGGUGUUUAAUUUUCUCGGAUCGCGCAUUUCCAGACCUUCAAAUCUUGCUCGCCGACAGUAAACCCGUGCAGCUGUAGCGAUGGGUGGAACUUGUCGACUGGCGCUGCUGACGGCGCUGGGAUUUGCUCUGGCAUUCAUUCAAGGUUCGCCGCAUGUGGCUGGUCAGAGUUUGGCAGUUGUCAACUGUACAGGUGUAAAUGUGACUGAGCUGGGCAAUGCGCUGUUGGGCGUAAAUAUCACCGCUGCACAGCUGGAAAAUUUCACAGCAGAAGAGUUCGCCUGCUUGAACGAUUCUACACUGUCCCUUAUCCCGGCCGACCAGCUCGCUCAGCUCUACAUGUCAAAGUUUCUAAACAGCACUAUUGUCAGUCGAUCGGUGACGCUCAACUUGAGAAAUCUCACCCUGCUGGGCAACGUUCUGGAUGGGAUCAACAAGACAAUUUCAGCCGACGUGAGGACGGUCAUGAUGACCACCAUCUGGGACACCCUGAAGCCGUCUCUUGCGACUUUGUCGGAUGCCGAGGGAACAAAGUGGUUUCAAACGCGACUCGUCCCUUUUCUCCCGUCCAUCACCGCGGUGGAGAUAGCAGACAUCCCCAUCAACGUGUCCUGCGUCAACUUCAUCACAAUGUCACAGAGUCUGAGUGGAGUUUAUGGAACUAUAAGUAAAGAUAUCCAACUUGCUGCACUGAAUAAAAUCAACAAUUUCCUUGUCGCAGAUGUGACAAUGAUGAACAAGAACUGCACACAGAACAUCAACAGCUCCACGCUGCUCAACACAUAUUUUGGAAAAUUCAGUGCCCUUGCCAAUUAUUCUGACUUUGAAGUUUCCCCAGCUUUUAAAGGCGCUGAAGUCCUGAACCUUCUUACCCCUGCACAACUGGCGGACUACGCUGCCAAGCCCAACGUGCAGAAUAACGCUACCCUGCUGUCAGCGAUCUUCCUCAACAUCAACGGCAUCGACAACAUGGCAACAUUCGUGGAUCGCUUUGACGUUGUGGCAAACAAGUCGUUUGAGGCCCCUGCCAGGGCCGUGGUGAUGGCCGGCGUGUGGACAAAGCUGGGGCCUUCGCUGGCCGCUAUGCCCGACGCGGAUGUGUCCACGUGGUUCAAUCAAAGGCUGUCCCCCCUCAUACUGCCGGGCAUCACUGCUGAGAUGGUGGCCAAUAUUACCACGGGACUCAACUGCACUGCGUUUGUGAGCAUCUCGCAGAGUCUGAGUGGAGUUUAUGGAACUAUAAGUAAAGAUAUCCAACUUGCUGCACUGAAUAAAAUCAACAAUUUCCUUGUCGCAGAUGUGACAAUGAUGAACAAGAACUGCACACAGAACAUCAACAGCUCCACGCUGCUCAACACAUAUUUUGGAAAAUUCAGUGCCCUUGCCAAUUAUUCUGACUUUGAAGUUUUCCCAGCUUUUAAAGGCGCUGAAGUCCUGAACCUUCUUUCCCCUGCACAACUGGCGGAAUACGCUGCCAAGCCCAACGUGCAGAAUAACGUUACCCUGCUGUCAGCGAUCUUCCCCAACAUCAACAGCAUCGACAACAUGGCAACAUUCGUGGAUCGCUUUGACGUUGUGGCAAACAAGUCGUUUGAGGCCCCUGCCCAGGCCGCGGUGAUGGCCGGCGUGUGGACAAAGCUGGGGCCUUCGCUGGCCGCUAUGCCCGACGCGGAUGUGUCCACGUGGUUCAAUCAAAGGCUGUCCCCUCUCAUCCUGCCGGGCAUCACUGCUGAGAUGGUGGCCAAUAUUACCACGGGACUCAACUGCACUGCGUUUGCGAGCAUCUCGCAGAGUCUGAGUGGAGUUUAUGGAACUAUAAGUAAAGAUAUCCAACUUGCUGCACUGAAUAAAAUCAACAAUUUCCUUGUCGCAGAUGUGACAAUGAUGAACAAGAACUGCACACAGAACAUCAACAGCUCCACGCUGCUCAACACAUAUUUUGGAAAAUUCAGUGCCCUUGCCAAUUAUUCUGACUUUGAAGUUUUCCCAGCUUUUAAAGGCGCUGAAGUCCUGAACCUUCUUUCCCCUGCACAACUGGCGGACUACGCUGCCAAGCCCAACGUGCAGAAUAACGCUACCCUGCUGUCAGCGAUCUUCCCCAACAUUAACGGCAUCGACAACAUGGCAACAUUCGUGGAUCGCUUUGACGUUGUGGCAAACAAGUCGUUUGAGGCCCCUGCCAGGGCCGUGGUGAUGGCCGGUGUGUGGACAAAGCUGGGGCCUUCGCUGUCCGCUAUGCCUGACGCCGAUGUGUCCACGUGGUUCAAUCAAAGGCUGUCCCCUCUCAUCCUGCCGGGCAUCACCGCUGGCAUGGUGGGCAACAUUUCCACGGGACUCAACUGCACUGCGUUUACAAGCAUCUCGCAGAGUCUGAGUGGAGUUUAUGGAACUAUAAGUAAAGAUACCCAACUUGCUGCACUGAAUAAAAUCAACAAUUUCCUUGUCGCAGAUGUGACAAUGAUGAACAAGAACUGCACACAGAACAUCAACAGCUCCACGCUGCUCAACACAUAUUUUGGAAAAUUCAGUGCCCUUGCCAAUUAUUCUGACUUUGAAGUUUUCCCAGCUUUUAAAGGCGCUGAAGUCCUGAACCUUCUUUCCCCUGCACAACUGGCGGACUACGCUGCCAAGCCCAACGUGCAGAAUAACGUUACUCUGCUGUCAGCGAUCUUCCCCAACAUCAACAGUAUCGAUAACAUGGCAACAUUCGUGGAUCGCUUUGACGUUGUGGCAAACAAGUCGUUUGAGGCCCCUGCCAGGGCCGUGGUGAUGGCCAGUGUGUGGACAAAGCUGGGGCCUUCGCUGGCCGCUAUGCCCGACGCGGAUGUGUCCACGUGGUUCAAUCAAAGGCUGUCCCCCCUCAUCCUUCCGGGCAUCACUGCUGAGAUGGUGGCCAAUAUUACCACGGGACUCAACUGCACUGCGUUUGCGAGCAUCUCUCAGAGUCUGAGUGGAGUUUAUGGAACUAUAAGUAAAGAUAUCCAACUUGCUGCACUGAAUAAAAUCAACAAUUUCCUUGUCGCAGAUGUGACAAUGAUGAACAAGAACUGCACACAGAACAUCAACAGCUCCACGCUGCUCAACACAUAUUUUGGAAAAUUCAGUGCCCUUGCCAAUUAUUCUGACUUUGAAGUUUUCCCAGCUUUUAAAGGCGCUGAAGUCCUGAACCUUCUUUCCCCUGCACAACUGGCGGACUACGCUGCCAAGCCCAACGUGCAGAAUAACGCUACCCUGCUGUCGGCGAUCUUCCCCAACAUCAACGGCAUCGACAACAUGGCAACAUUCGUGGAUCGCUUUAACGUUGUGGCAAACAAGUCGUUUGAGGCCCCUGCCCAGGCCGCGGUGAUGGCCGGCGUGUGGACAAAGCUGGGGCCUUCACUGGCCGCUAUGCCCGACGCGGAUGUGUCCACGUGGUUCAAUCAAAGGCUGUCUCCUCUCAUCCUGCCGGGCAUCACUCCUGACAUUUUGGCCACCUUUCCCACGCAGUUCAACUGCACCGUGUUCGCGAGCAUUGUUGGAAGUCUGGAUAGUGUCUCGAUCUCCAACGAGUCAAAGGUCUCAACGUACAAAUGGAUAAUCAAAUAUUUGUCAUCGAAUGGCUCCAGCCACAGGUGUUUCACCCCUGGGAACACGACCACCCAGUGGCUGGAUUCCUCCCUGCGUGGCUUCAAGAGCAACCUCAUUCUACCCGACUUCCUGUCCAUCCUGAACAACAACGCAAGCAUCGUGCCUGCUAAUGAGCUGCUUGCCCUGCUCAACGUGACGACGUUUUCCAACUACUCGGGCGCGAUGACGCAGCUGUUUGACAACUACUCUCCAAUCGACGUGCUGCUCGAGGCUUACAACAAGAACUUCUCGACCUCGUACAACUCACUCAACGGCGCGGUGAAGAGCGCGGUGGUGACCUCGGCGUUCGGCAGGUUUGGGAAAGAGCUCAAACUCAGCCCCAACAACGUGACGUCCACAAGGUGGUUCUCGACGUACAUGCCCAUGUUCCUGCCGGAUGUGAACAAAGACGCGCUGGCUUUGGUCUCCCUUAGCGACUGCAGCAUCUACGCCUCUGCUGUGGAUCCAUUUAAAAACAUCUACCCCAAAUUGACGUUGGACAAUAGGAUAGCUGUGCAUGAUUGGCUGGUUGCCAAUCUCAACAGUACGAACGCAUCCAGACCGCCGUGCUUCGUGGGAAAGAACAGCUGGCUCACGGACAACCUGCAGCAGUACUUCCUGCUGACGAACAAAGCUGAGCUGGAGAUGCUGGUCACCAAUAACAGUCAGCUGGUGGAGUUCUUAAUCCAUCAGAGCACCCUGGACCAACUCGCAAAUGCAAACAACCUGACCACUGACAUGAUGAAUUACCUGGUGCAGCAAAUGCAUGCGGGAAAGAUAAAUUUGACAAGUGUGCCAAAUCCGCUCCUGUGCUCGUACGUGGUAGCAUACAGCUCUGAACUCACCGCGGACAAUUCGAAUGUGUUGCUGGGAAAUCUCACGGCAUGCGAAGUAUCCUUGCCAAACACAAAGGACAAGGACAAGCUGCACGUGAUAAUUGUGAGCAAAUUAACGAACUAUACGUCGGAUGUGAUCAAGAGCCUGGGGGGCGCCGUCGUUGCAGUUCCAUUCUCUGACAUCGACAAGAAAUUUACAUCCGGCAUGGUCCUGGACACUUUGCCGCAACUCGGAAGUCAGUCGGGCUGGAGUCUGGGACAGACACGCAAACUCCUCAUGAAGCUGGGCGACCAAUAUGCAGUGAACAGUUCCAAAAGCUUGGAAGGCCUGGGGACCCUGGUGUCUGGAGUUUCCAGCGACACCUUCAAAAGAAUGGACGCUGACCAGCUGAAAAACUACAUGAUCAAUUCCAACAUGAGUGUCAACAUCCAGACCUUGCCACCCGGCAUUCAGUCGGUCAUUGUCAGCAAGUUGCUUGUUGACAAAAAUAUGACCAUCGAAUAUAUUAAUCGACUGCCUCCGUCUACUGUGACACAAAUUCCACCCGAAAGCCUGAGAUCUUUGACCAAUAAAAGUCUCAGUAUCUUCUCAAAAGGACAGUGGACUGACAGCCAGGCUGUGAUUCUGUUGGACGAAUUGAAAGAUAAUAAUAUUGCAUCUAUCAUUACGACAGCACCCAACCUGCUGCCAGGGUUUUCGUGUGGACAACUCAAAGCAUCUGAUAACGUGAAGGACUUCCUGAAUACAGUUACCACUGUCAAAGGCCAACUGACCGGAUCCCAGGAGAGUUGCUUGGCCGAAAAACUGUUAAAUACUGCGGAUGAAUCUGUACCUUCGACUGUCCUCAUGUUGCUGCCAGCGUCGCGUCAGAACUUUGGUGUCAAUUGCCAAAAGGUGUUCACCAAAAUGGGCAAGGGCAACAUCAACAAGGUGCCCAUGGACAAGACCAGGACGAAUCUUCUGACCAACGCCCUGUCGUGCCUGCACAUUUCAAAGGAGAAUCUGACUGCAGAUUCAAUCGCUGUCCUCGGGAAUCUGUCAUGCAUGCUGAGCGACAACCAGAUCAAGAACGCUGACAGCAGCAUCUUGAUGCAUCUCAGUCAGUGCAGGGUCUACACAGAUGCUCAGGCCACCAGCAUCCAGGAAAAGCUCAUCGUGUUUUAUAAGAAUUCUUCCACGUGGACAUCUCAGACUCUCACAGAAAUGGGCGACAUGGUCACCACCCUCAACAACACCACGCUCUAUGCCAUCAAUCAAUCCCAGCUGACGCCUCUCAAGGAUUACGUGGCUGCCCUGUCACAGGCCACGUACACGGGUCCUGCUCGACUUAAUUUCUCUCCCAACGUGACGUUGAUCAACCUCAGAUUGGCAGCACUGAUCAACGGCGGCGGCGGCGGCGGUGGCGGUGGACGGAGGAAGCGCGGCGCCCCCGACACAUGCCCCUUAGGUACUCCGCUCACACGAACCAGCAUCGUCGAUCAGGGACCAUUGCUCGUUCUGAUGUCGGCGGCCAAUCUCAAUGCCUGCCUGCCACUCGACGUGUUCAGUCAGAGCAUCGAGGAUCUGGGAAAGGUCAAGUUCCUUCCCGAUCAGCUGGCUGUCUUGAAGGGAAAGCUCAAUACGGCGUUUCCGACGCCAGUUCCCCAGGACGUGCUAUUAAUUUUGGGCACCUUGGCCCUGGGGUUCACUCCUGAUGAACUCAGGCAGCUCAACCUAUCCAGCAUCGAUACAGUUGCCAAGCUGGCCCAGACGCCAGGAUGGAGCACAGACCAGAUCAAGGCAGUGGCAUCAAACUACGAAUCCACGAAUAAUGUGCCCCAACUCACAUCUUCUGACCUCAAGUCCCUGGGAGUGUUUGUGUCCGGGCUCUCAGAUGUGGGGCAGAUUAACAACGAUGCAUACAAGGCUGCGGCAGAGUCUAUCGGAAACGUGGCAACAUACAGUCCAGACCAGCUCACAAAGCUCUGGAGCAAAGCGAAUUCAUCUUUUAGUGGAUUUCCAGCCGGUAGCAUCACACAGAUCGGAUCGGUUGUUGCUGGAGCCUCAGCCGCUGAUAUUAAUAAUUUGGGUGAAUCACAGAUUGGUGAGAUUAAGCCAUUGGCUAUUCCUCUCAUCCCCCUUAGCGUGUUCAAGGGUUUGAAUGUGAUGACGGUGAAUUCGCUUUCGCGAGAUUCCGCAUUGAGCAUAAGCAACAGUCAGUACAACCAGCUCUCCAUCGCUGCACAGGCAGCUCUAGCGCAGAGGCUCGCGUCCUUUGUUGCAUACACGGCGCCAAACGCACCUGGGUCUGGGUACGUGGAGGUACCUUCCCCCCCGGCAGGUGGAGCCCAGAGUUUGUCUGCGACUGCGAUGACGUUGGUGGCUGUGCUGCUGUUGCCGUCCCUCGGUCUGCUGUUGGCUUAAAAAAACCUCGCCAGUAAACGUGCAACGUUGGCCCAACGUUGGCUCGUGGUUGGAACCUUGGGUCCAACGUUGGGCCAACCGUGGGUUAAUGUUGGCCCAAUAGUUCCACUUUUACUGGGUCACUAUUCCGUGCCCCCCUCCCCCCCCCAUGCACACCAACCCCAAUAUUCUCAAAGCACCAAAACCCUCAGCAAUAUCCAUCCAUGUUUUUGUUGUCUUACUCUGUGCCUGUUUCUGUUGUGAUACACAUACCCAUGAGUACGCAUGAGCCAGUGCAUGGCCUAAACAUUCGCAAAAUAUUGUAUCCCACUGUAUCGCAUUAAUACGUGUGCCUUGUAUAAAAAAAAAAAAAAACUCUCCUUGCACUGCGGUGGGGGAUCAUAGCUCAUGAAUAAUGAAAGGGCAUGAAGUGUGCCAGGAAGUGUUUCCACAGAGGUAAAUUAAGUAAUUUCAAGUCCAUGGGUUGUUCACGGUUGUGCUGCUCCACAGCUCACCAACGUGUUUCUGGGUUGCACCGCGCUGUACCGACGUUUCGCUCUCAAAGCACAACAGGUUGUUUUGUGCACAACCCCGAAAAUGCACGGAAGAGCUCGAAUGUUACGCGCAUCGUCUCGCGUGUGACAUCGAGCAAAACGGGAGCAGUUCAACAGGCCUGCAGAUGUGCACCCUCGACGUGGAAGCCAGGCCAGAGUCUGCCUUCAAUAAAAAACAAAUUCUCAACAAACAAAAGAAAGAAACUCGGUGCCCAGGACCAAUAGUCAGGUGGACAUAUUAUUUAAUUUUGCUUGGAGAGAUGUACUCCCUGUCCGGUCAUUAUUUGUGCUUCGAGAGUACAACUUGCAUACAUAAGCGCCCUAAUGGUUAUAAAGUAGUAAUGGAAAUUUGCAUCUUCAAAAUAUUAAAUCAUAGCUGUUAAAAAACCCACUUUGAUUGUAUUUUGGGAACUCAUGCAAUUUAUCAAAUGUAAAUAGAGGUAUGGUACAUAUAUUUUUUCGUAAUUUUAAACUUAUGACAUUAAAUUCACGUGUUUGCAAAUAAAUCAUUAUCACGAAUCACUAUUCCACCUAAUUUUUUUUAUUUUGAUGUGAACUUAAGUGCGUGUGAUCAUGUAAACACACGUGUGUGUCAGUGUGCAUCUGCCCAUCAUCUCAGGCAGUUAACUCAUAACACCUGGGUCUAUCCCGUAACCUCCUGCUGAGUAGUGAGCCUUAGACACUUCACGUAGCCACAAAAUGCACCUAGCCUGGCACAAGAGCCGUGGUGACAUAACCUUGUAAAAUAAAACCUUUUUUUCUGUUUACUUGGUAGUGAAUGGGGGUUGUUAUUGUUGCUGGGCAUACAUUAUUACUGGAACUGCACUACGAUUCCAGCGAUGCAGGGGUUCAACUCCCAGUUCACAUCUUUUUUUUUUACCAGUAGCAACUGGUAUGUGAACCUGGCCUGAACCUCCCUUCGGUUAUCUUUGCCCAAGACACUCCCCCAAUUUCAGCCAAUAGGAGUUGGACGUUAUCAUGGGCUGAGUGUAGAAUAUACGCGCGAAAGGCCACGAUCUCAAGUUGAAAAGCAAAGCAUGCGUUGGUUACGUUUUUGGUGCUGUGUAAACACCUUAUUGUUUUCAGUCUGUGAAAAAAAAAAUUCUUGCUAAUCUGUGUCAUUGGCUCAAGGUGAGUUUGUUGAUGCAAACACUGGGGGGACAAAGGGAGAUUGGCAGCACGCUGGCCAGAAAAAAAAAA